AUGUUCAAUGAAUCUAUUGAUGGUCGUCUCGUCAUACCUGAGCCAUCAGCUGCUGUAUGUAAUGGAACGAUAUAUAAUGCUACAGCUUGUAGUAUAGCCAAAACACAAUGGUCAAACGCGACAUGGCGCAGUGAUCAAGUUGGUGCAAUGCAAAAUCAUAAUUGGGAAAAUAGUUCAUGUUCAAUUUUUGUAAAUAGCUCAACAUGUAAUCAAGGUUCUGUACCGGUGCUGGCUGUUGACGCAAUAUCACCCGAACACGUUCAAACAGCUGUUCGAUUCGCUGCGACGAACAAUCUUCGUUUAGUUAUCAAAAGUACCGGACAUGAUUAUUUAGGUCGAUCGACUGCAGCUGGAUCUCUACUAUUAUGGCUUCAUCAUAUGAAAAAUAUGACACUGAUUGAACAAUACUCAUCCUGUGGUCUCACCAAUGUAUCUAAUGCUAUUCGUAUAGAAGCAGGUGUCCAAUGGGGUGAAGUCUAUCGAUUGCUGAGUAACUUCAAUUUGGUAGCAGUUGGUGCAACAUCAGGUACAGUAAGUGCAGUUGGGGGUUACCUUCAAGGUGGUGGCCACAGUCCACUAUCGCGUUGGAAAGGUAUGGCUGCUGAUCAAAUACUUGAAUACGAUGUUGUAACUGCAGAUGGACAACGUCAAACGAUAAAUGCAUGUCAAAAUAGUGACUUAUUUUGGGCAUUAAAUGGUGGAGGUGGAGGUACCUAUGCGAUUGUGCUUUCUGCUGUUGUACGAACUUUCCCAUCACCAUCUAUUGUUGCUACAACAUAUUCAGUCAGUGCAGCAAAUGCAACUCGCUAUGCGAAAUUAAUUGAAAGCUUCGUCGAAAUAUUACCAGCACUAGCUGAUGCCGGAUGGUCUGGCUAUUUCGAUAUAGUCGAUCUGACACUACGUGCUUUAUUUCAUGUACCUAAUGGGAAUUUGGCUGCACUCAAUGCUAUAUUGAAUCAAUUUGCGGCCAACAACAGUGAUUUAGAUUUCAACAGCACUAAUAGUUUUGUUAUCCCAUCAUUUUAUCACUACUUUGCCCUUAUAAUGGAACCAAAUAAUCCGACUGGCGAUGGUUUUCUAGUGAGUUCACGACUUAUUCCAGAAAGCAUAAUUCGGAGUAAACCGGCUCAAGUUGCAGAAGUUUUUGUUCAAGUGAAAGGUCAGAGUACAACUGGAUCGAUUCUUCGUGGAAGUUUAGUAGCGGGUGGACAGGUAUCAAAUACAACUAACAGAAAUAACAGUAUCAAUCCUGGAUGGCGUACGGCUCUUCUUCGUAUGGCUUGUACUCAAAGUUGGUCAGAUACAACAUCCCAAGCUGAUCAAGACUUCUUAGCGGCACAAGUCUUACUUCGAGCAGAAAUGUUAGACAAAGUACUGCCUGUUGGUUCACAACCAACCUGCUACGCUAAUGAAGCCAUUCCAAGUGAACCAAAUUGGCAAGAAAAAUUUUUUGGUUCGAAAGUGAUUUAUAAUCAACUGAAAAGUAUAAAAGAAAAAUACGAUCCAUUCGGACUCUUCGUAUGUACAAAUUGUGUUGGUAGUGACGAUUGGACAUCAGAUCUUAAUUGUCCGAAAACAUCAACUUCUAUCAAAUUCAAUUUAAGAAUAUUUCUUUUACUCAUAGAAAUAUUUGCAAUAUUUAUUAUAAAACAUCAGUAG
Molecule: messenger RNA, 1659 nt
Organism: Rotaria sp. Silwood1
Lineage: Eukaryota; Metazoa; Rotifera; Eurotatoria; Philodinida; Philodinidae
Source: the annotation of a GenBank genome assembly